This is a messenger RNA of Erythranthe guttata (spotted monkey flower), 644 nucleotides long. It is a transcript of the gene MAPR2, whose product is annotated as membrane-associated progesterone binding protein 2. Gene Ontology annotation, cellular component: endomembrane system; membrane. The record is from RefSeq and is a predicted model, not a curated record. Lineage: Eukaryota; Viridiplantae; Streptophyta; Magnoliopsida; Lamiales; Phrymaceae.
CACACUCUCGCGUCUAUCCAAAGCUCAACUGCAAUAAAAAAAAAAUGGAGCUCACUCCCCAGCAGCUGAAAAAUUACGACGGCUCCGAUUCAUCGAAGCCCAUCUACGUGGCGAUCCGCGGCCGGAUCUAUGACGUCACCACCGGAAAGUCCUUCUACGGCCCCGGCGGCUCUUACUGCGUGUUCUCCGGCAAGGAUGCCAGCCGCGCACUCGCGAAGAUGAGCAAGGAAGAAAGCGACGUCGUUCCUUCCCUCGACGGACUCACCGAGAAAGAGAUCGGCGUUCUCGACGACUGGGAGAGGAAGUUUCAGGCCAAGUAUCCGAUCGUCGGCACAGUUGUUGGCAAUUAGUGAGUGUUUAUUUAGUUUAAAAAAAAAUGAAGAAACCCCCAAAUUAUUAGGGCUUAAUAUAGAUUGAUCGAUGGGUCAAUCAAUUAAAAGGAACCCUAAGUGUUCCAUUUUAUAUAACUUGUGUUGUUGUUGUUGUUGUGUGGUUUUGUUGCAUGUGGAUUUGUAUGAAUUGAAUGAAAAAAAGAGUGGUUAUGAACUUUUAGCUAUUUCUGCAAAUGUGUUUGGUUUCGACGAAUAACUGAGGCUAAUUUUCUUGAAUAGGAACUCUUUUAGGGUUUAAUGAUUUGGUUUGGA